This is a messenger RNA of Carassius auratus (goldfish), 4162 nucleotides long. RefSeq names its product collagen alpha-1(XXIV) chain-like. The annotation marks the transcript as partial. The record is from RefSeq and is a predicted model, not a curated record. Lineage: Eukaryota; Metazoa; Chordata; Actinopteri; Cypriniformes; Cyprinidae. The transcript is spliced from 47 exons. Gene Ontology annotation, cellular component: extracellular matrix.
GCAAGCCCAGACACAUGCGGAGCUCUCUCUCUCUCUCUCUCUCUCUCUCUCUCUCUCUCUCAGUAAACCCACCGUCUCCCGUCAUCGCCCCGAGUUUCCAGCAGCGCGCUUGAUGUUCGAGCUCUGAUCCGUGAAGCUCUCCAUGCGCGCGUCCUCGCGGAGACGGAGUCUGGACGGACUGUGAUGUGGACGCUGUGAUCAGACUGGAUCUGCUCUCAUGAUCCACUGGUGUCUUCUGCUGAGGAAUUCUGUUUUCGCUUUGAAAACUGCUGCUUGGACAAAUGCAUACAAAUGCAUUUAGGAGCCCAACGGACAAGGAGUGGACAAGUUUCUCCCACAACGACAACGAGAUUCCUGGUCCUCCUCCUGUCAUCAUGUGUGGUGCUGCUGUCAGCAGAAGAGCCUUCAACAGCUCCAGGUGUAGACCUUAUUCAUCAGCUGGGCCUUUCGGGUCGCAGAGACAUACACUCUUCUGGGACACCUUACCUCACCUCCCUUGCUUCAUCUCUGUCCAUCCUGCCCCCUGGUUUUGGGGUAAUACUUGGACAGGAUGCCCUUAUUGAGGCCCCAUCGGUGGACCUGCUCCCCGCAGGCGUGGAGGAGGAGUUUUCCAUCAUAGUGAGUUUAAGCUCCUGGCGAGCGAACAAUGCCUUUAUUUUUAGUGUGCGUGACGGCAGGGACAGACUGCAGUUCGGCUUGCAGCUUCUUCCCGGAAGGGUAGUGGUUUACACGGGAGAGAAAGCUUCGAUCUACUUCAAGUACGAUGUUCAAGAUGGACAGUGGCACUCCUUCGCUUUGGGGGUCCGGCCACGUUCCGUAUCUUUCUAUGCACGCUGCGGGGCUGUGCAGUACGGAGAGGAAACGCUGACCCGUCCGCAGACGUUGAGCUCUGAAGGCCGCCUCUCUGUGGGAAGGAUGGACUCCAGGGCGGUGCAGUUUGAAGGAGCAUUAUGCCAGCUGGAUAUUUACCCCUCCACCCAAGCUGCAGUGCACUACUGCGACUAUGUUAGAAAACAAUGCAGACUGUCUGACACCUUCCGAUCUCUGUCAGGGAGCUCAGAGUCCCCAUUUCCAUCAGUUUCACCUUCCUCCAAAAUCCACCGCAGCUCUCCGAAAUCACAGACUCAGAGAUUUAUCCCAGCUCUUGAUGAUCACUCCACUACAACCACCAACUCUAUUUCCACUGCACUUUUUGACCAGUUUUCAACCACAAGCUCUCCGAUGUUUCGCUCCAGCACACCUAGGGAAAUUAAUACAUCUUCAAGACCAUUCAGCAAGGUACACCCCUUGGACUUCAAUCCAGAGACUUCCACGAGCGACCCCACAACAGACAAGAACGUUGAUGGUGAAAAUGUCACUGAGAAUCAGCCUCUUCUCAAGAAGCCCAGAGCAACUCGAGCCACGCCGGAUUUGAUCACCAUCGUCAAGCAGAGCCAUUUAAAAGAGGCCUUGAGGAAUGACGAUAGAUCCCACCAAUCUAACAAAGAGCUACUCCAGACCAAUCUUAAAGUGAACAGCACCAUCCUGUACCGUGAAGAGAGCAGCUACAACCUGGUGGACCAAUCUGAGGAACAGGUCCAGGAGGAGGUGCACGAUGCAGGAUACUCGGAGGGGUACGGAUACGACUAUGGCUUUGAAGAAGAUGAAUAUUUCUUUGACUAUGAUGGAUUUGUUGGUCCUAAAGGAGAACCAGGUCCUCCAGGUCCCAUCGGCCCCCCAGGUCUUCCUGGACCCCCUGGAAAGAGAGGACCGCGGGGUCCUCCAGGUCCUCACGGGAGUCCCGGGCCGCCUGGUUUACCUGGUCUAAAGGGUGCAAAAGGUGAUCCUGGACUGUCCCCGGGUCAAGCGCUGAUGGGUGAUAAGGGUGAAAGAGGGCGGACGGGUCCACAGGGUCCUAGAGGUGAACCAGGUCUAAAGGGUCCCAAAGGCUAUCCUGGACCAGCAGGUCUGCCCGGAGAACAGGGUUUGCCAGGAUUGCCGGGCAUAUCUGGGGCAACAGGUUACCCUGGCAGGCAGGGUUUGGCAGGACCGGAGGGAAACCCUGGACCUAAAGGUGUCAAUGGCUUCAUCGGACCUCCAGGAGUUGCAGGACCACCAGGACUGGAGGGAGAGCGAGGAAUUCCAGGUCCUGUGGGAAACAAGGGUCCCAAAGGAAGACAGGGUGUUGUUGGUGAUGUGGGUGAGCGAGGGCCGCCCGGACCCGAUGGGAACGAGGGGCCUGUUGGAGGAACCGGCAGCGGUGGAUUCCCAGGCCUGAGAGGGGAUCCGGGGCCUGAGGGACCCCGUGGCUUUCCUGGCAUUGUGGGACCUCAGGGCCUGACCGGAGGGGUGGGGCCUCCUGGAAUGAAAGGUGAUAAGGGUGAACCUGGAUUGAGGGGUGAGCCGGGAGAAACUGGUUAUCAGGGUGACAAGGGAACGGCUGGUAAUCCAGGCCCGACGGGACCACGUGGAAAACCAGGACCUCUCGGAAAAACGGGAGAACGGGGACCACAGGGGCCUCCAGGGCCACCAGGACCUGAGGGUUUCCCAGGAGACAUUGGUGCACCAGGACCUAACGGCCCAAUGGGACCAAAGGGUCUUCAAGGUGCCCGAGGCCCCCAGGGACCACCAGGGCCAAAAGGAACAGAGGGAGACGAAGGCCCCCCAGGUCCCCCUGGAAAGCCUGGUCCCACUGGCCGAAUAGGUCGGAAAGGUUUCAUCGGAGAACCAGGACCCGAAGGCCUGAAGGGAGAAAUUGGUGACCAAGGGAAUCCUGGGAAACACGCCCCCCCUGGUCCGGCUGGAUUGAUUGGAAUAACCGGAGUGAUUGGACAGCCUGGAGAAAAGGGCGAUCGAGGUCCUCCUGGUCCUUUGGGUCCUCCAGGAGAGAAAGGGUCAACAGGGUAUCCGGGUCUUCCAGGAGUUCCUGGGGAUUUCGGCCCACAAGGUCCACCAGGUCCACAAGGACAGAGAGGAGGAGCAGGCCUUCCUGGGCCCAAAGGGAGAAGGGGCCCGAGGGGACCUGACGGCCCUCCUGGAGAGCCGGGCCCUGAGGGCAUAAAGGGUGAAAAGGGUUUGCCUGGGAAGAAUGGACCUCCGGGAUUCAUUGGUAAAGCUGGAGCUCCAGGGAAGAGAGGACCAGCAGGAGCACCUGGUAAAGCAGGUCCUCUCGGCAGCACAGGUGAAAAAGGUCCUCCAGGUGAACCUGGCUCCAGAGGCCCUCCAGGGGACCCAGGACCAGAUGGAGAGCAAGGUCACGAGGGACCUCCAGGACCUGAAGGAGAGCAGGGACCUGUGGGUGAACCAGGGAUCAAGGGUGACAUGGGGCCUGUCGGAGAAGAGGGUGAACUGGGCCAACUGGGCAUCAGAGGUCCUCCAGGGCCACCUGGAGAGGACGGACAUCAAGGGAAGGAUGGACCAAAGGGUGAGCCAGGUGACCGUGGACCAAUGGGAGAAGCCGGAGAAAGGGGUGAGAUUGGUGACUUUGGCCCACUAGGACCUCCUGGAAAUCCUGGGGAAAAAGGCUACCCGGGACCAGAGGGCAAACAAGGUCUGCCCGGCAACCGUGGACGUCCAGGAAAGAAGGGUGAAAAAGGGUCACCAGGUCACUUAGGAGAGAUGGGCUCUCCUGGCGAAAUCGGACAGACAGGGGAGAGAGGACUCAAAGGUGCUCGUGGAACCAGAGGACCCGCAGGUAGACCAGGAGUUAUGGGACCUCAGGGAGAACCGGGACUUCAAGGUUACACAGGUCACACUGGCAAGCCAGGUCCAGCAGGCCCCCCGGGACCAAAGGGAGAAAAGGGAUAUCCAGGAGAAGACAGUAAAACGGAAGGACCACCCGGGCCCUUAGGUGAACCAGGCUCUCCAGGAGAGAAAGGGGAACGUGGGGAACCAGGAGAUGAUGGAUAUCAGGGUCAGGCAGGGGUCACAGGUACCCGUGGAGCGAUUGGUCAGCAGGGAUCUCCUGGAUCUCCUGGGCUUCCUGGUGAAGCAGGACCCGAGGGCGAGAAGGGAGUUCAGGGACUCGCUGGGCAGAAAGGAUCCCGAGGUCCCGCUGGAGAGCCAGGUCCUGAGGGUCUGGUUGGUUUGCCGGGGCCCAGAGGGACGGACGGGUAUCCGGGAUCCGACGGGCCUUCCCGGUCUUCCUGGUUUUCCAGGUCCGCCUGGAUCCAAAGGCCAAACA